AUGAAGGGUGCUAUACUUCUUCUUCCUCGUGCUUUAUCUGAGCUUAGUACAGCUCAACGUCCUUUGCAAGUGGAUAAAGAAGAUGAAAGAAACAAGAAUAAUAAUUGGGCUUGGGCUACACAAGCAGAUAAGGCCUCCGAGGUUGCCCAAGAAUUAUCGCAUCUGAUGGGAGAAGAGAAGUGUGAGGAGAGCGAUGAAGAGUGUAUGAAGAGAAGGAUGAUCACUGAAUCUCACUUGGACUACAUCUACACUCAAAGCCACAACAAGCCUUAA
Molecule: messenger RNA, 273 nt
Organism: Thlaspi arvense
Lineage: Eukaryota; Viridiplantae; Streptophyta; Magnoliopsida; Brassicales; Brassicaceae
Source: the annotation of a GenBank genome assembly